AAACCACUCUCUCGCGACUUGACAGAGUUAACUGGGACUUCUUCACGAACACGCGCUUGCCCAAGCUGGCUUUCAUAUACCUUUGCCGCCAGAAGAGAUCACUUUCUACUCAAAUGACGUUUUUUUACUAGCCUGCAAUGGCAAUCUAAGAAGAAACGUAGGCAGGAUAAUAACUUUUUUGACGCUAGGAAUUAUUUCAUGAUCAUAUUGGAAGGAUAUACAACAAACUGGUAUCUGGGUUACAUCAGACGGACGCAAAGGAUCUGUCACCAUUCACAUGCAACGCUAAGUUAAGAAGUGCUCUCCCGUGAGGCUGCAAGCGUGAUCAACAUGGGGAUAUAUGGAAUAUCAAAGCUCUCUAUUCUGAGUGGCAUUCUCUUCUUAAUCUUGCAAAUUGGGGCAGCUGACAAGCCUUCACCGUCGUCGGAUACAGCAAGAUCGUCAACGACAACACUUCUACAAGAAGCACGACAAGGGAUUUCGGCAAUACACACAGCAACUCAUUUAUCCAGUCAAAAAACUCAGUCAUCACUAAAAGGAGCUGAACAAGUGUCAUUAAAUGUCGAUGCCCUACACGCUAUUGACAAUGACAGAUUAAGACAAUUACAAGAUGAAAUAUCAGAUAUAAAUCAUAGAAAAUCAUCAUCUGUUUCCACUGCUGCAGCACCUGAAGAUUUGUUAACAGAAAUACCAAUAUAUAUAACGAAAGCAACGUCAGACUCGAAAGAAUAUGUAACAGAAACAGAUGUGAGAGCAAAAUUUGGGACAACGGCGAGCGAUGAAACGUUAACCAAAGUCGAUACGAACUUACAAACAACGACAUCCUCAGAGACCCUAACGGAAGUCGAUUCGAAUUAUUUAUUGUCCGCCACGACAUCUGCAGCUGAAAUCCUUACUGAAUCACCUUCGAUUUCAUCGUCGGGAUGGACAACAAAGCAGGCUGAGAUCUUAACGGUGUCACCAGCGACGCAUCAACCCGACGGUGAAGUUCUGGCGACCAAAGCAGCGUCGAAGUCAAGGACGACGGUCGCUGUUCACUCAGAAUUGAUUACGGAAGGAGUGGAGGAGACGGAAGCUUCGACAGUCGUUCCAGCCGCUUCAGCCGCUUCAGAUCAUGUUACAAUUGCAGAUACCACGGACAGUGGCGUGUUGCAGGGUGACUUGAGUAUAGAUCGUACUUCAAGAACCAAGGAAUCAGUGAUCGGGGGAGACAAUGCAGAAUUCCCUACUAGGGAUGAAGCUGUAAUAGACUCGACAUCAACACCAUCACAACACGCUUUCGUUCUUCCCGCCGGAUACGUUUCGCCGCCUGAAGAGAAUGAUGCUGACGUUGUGGACGACGACGACAAUGCAAUCCAUGUUAUCGCGCGGCCCAUUCCUGUCACAGAUGGUCCAAGUUCUGCCAACAACAUUGGUGCUAUGCCACAUCAACCUCAGACAACCCCGAGUACUCUUAGUGGUGCACCUAAGGAAGACCACGAAGAACUAGAAGGGGAUCUGUCGCCGAAGGUGACCACGAAACCGAAGGAAGCUGAGACGACGACGACGUCUGAUGACGUAGUCGCUGUCAUUUCCAUGACGACCGACGAAGUAACAACGGUGCGAAGUUCGACUGAAUAUGAAUUGAAAGUUUCGACUGAGAAAAUUUCAGAAGCUGCGCCAGCCGAGACACUUGAAGAAAAACUAUCUGGAUUCUUUCGAUGCACCGACGGGACACUUAUCGACAUUACAUCCCUUUGCGACAAGAAAGCUGAUUGCCCAGAUUAUUCGGAUGAGGAUUCUUGUAAUGCUGACGAGAAGGAAAACCUCACGAAACAGAUUCAUCGACCAUCAUUGAAUUGGAACGAAGUUGCGCCGAAGGGAUCACGUGAUGACAUACUUAUCCCAUUGGACGAUUCACGAUUAUCGGCCGUGGUUGAAAUGGAACAGAGUCGAACUGAGGCACCGACCACUUUUCGAUGUGAAGAAGGAGGCGAUAUCAUCCCAAUUACGGCCGUGUGUGAUAAGCGAGCUGACUGUCUUGACUACUCUGACGAAUUCAACUGCGAUGGCAAUAAACACGUGACUGAAGCUACGACCACCAUGGACACCGUUACAAAACUGUCAUCGACGAAGCCAAAGUUUGAAAGUUCACCUACCAUCGAGGUUCUAAAUGAGGACGAUGAGGUGAUGGAGUUUUUCCAAUGUCUGGAUGGUAGCGCUGUCGUUCCGAUGAGAGCUGUGUGCGAUAAGAAGUGGGACUGUCUCGAUUUCUCUGACGAAGACGAAUGUGAUUCGCAUGGCAAACUUCCUAUUACCAAAGCAAACAAGACCAAGCCAGGAAUGGCAUGGGCGACUCCUCGAACACCGGCAGACCUCCCGGAUAGGGAACAGAAUAUGAUUGUUCAAGAAAUGCCAGAUGCAAAGGGCACUCUUCCAGAGUUUUGGCUUUGUGAGAACGGUAACUACAUCUUUAUCAGCUCCGUAUGUGACAAGAAGGAUGAUUGUGGAGAUUUCUCAGACGAAGAUGACUGCACAGGUAACCGGAAAAUUCCCACCACCGAAGCUCCAGAUACUGUACUGGUUACCACACCCUCAUCAUUAUCCAACCUAGCAGAGAGGGGGACACUUUCCAUGACCACAAUCAUGUCUACAACCGUCCAAUCAACACCAGCGUCUCUUACCCUCUUCCACGCUGAUGAUGUGAAGUCAUGGUCACAAGGGGUGACACCUGCAAUGAAUAAUAUGGAAGAGAAGUAUCCCGCCGCAAUUUUUCAGUGCGACGACGGCCAAGAAAUCGAAGCCAUGAAAGUCUGUGAUCAUAAUGUUGAUUGCUACGAUGGAUCCGACGAAGAUGAUUGCUACGGCGGCUGGUUUGAGGAACCAAACGCGAGGCUGAGAUUUGCAAGAGAGGCCCAAACCAGUGAGCCGGGAUCUGGAACAGGUCCAACACCGAUCGUUUGUGGUGUUGGAUGUUUUCAAUGCAAUGAUGACACUUGUAUUAAUGAGACACUCACUUGCAAUGGCAACGUCGAUUGCUCUGAUGGAGAAGAUGAGGAUCGUUCUACAUUAUGCAUUGGCGCCUGUGACUUCCCCACCCUCGAUGACCGUGUUGUCUUAGCAACAGGCACUCCUUCUCAAUCUCUGUACCUGAAUGGGACAGUCCUGGUUUUGGACUGCAUUCUCGGCAGCGUAAUUACUGGCGAUUCCAGUAUCACAUGCCUCGAUGGGUCAUUCUCUGCUGGUCCAAUAUGCUCACGAAACUGUCACAUAGAUCUUGAUCGCAAUGCAUUGACCUGUAGUUCCAAUGUGUAUACACAUGGCUCAAACCCAAACUGCGACUGUGAGUCUGGAUACGAGUUGGAGCUUGCAAAUGAAGAUAUUACAUGCAGUGACAGUCUGUUUCUCCCAGCACAUCCCCAGUGUAAAGAAACGAAUGAGUGUCUUAUGACUCCUACCCCAUGUGACUCUCUGGCCUCUUGUUUCAACAUGCCGCUCGGUAGCUUCACAUGUAUUUGUGACUCAGGUUACACGGGCGAUGGAAUAACUUGCGAAGACAUCGACGAGUGUCCAUCAGACUGCCAUCAAAAUGCAACAUGCAUAAACACACCUGGAUCUUAUACAUGUGAAUGUAAUAAUGGGUUUCUUGGAGAUGGUUUUACAUGCAUAGAACAAGUCUACUAUAGCUAUGGUACAGCUGCUGGUGAUACUACAUUUGAUGCUACUCCAGGAGUUGCCAAUAUUGAUGGCUACACUGUAUCUGGACCAAUUGCGCGUAUGCAGUUACUUCCUAUUGGUGAACAGCUCUUCCAAUACAUAUAUAUUACCAAUAGUGGUGUGAUUGCUUUUAAUAACGACCCCAGUGUGGACUUGAGUGAGUUCUCCCAUCCAUCUGCCUUCACCGCCAACAGUUCUACCAUGCCGGCUGUGUCUGUUUUCGGCAGUGAAGCUCGAACUUCAACCAGCUCAGCUCGACGUGCGAUCAGCUCAGACUCCACCGUGUAUUACCAUGUCUACGAGAGUACAGCUACAGAUGAGUUUACAACAGAGCUUCUUGCCAAUGUGUCCAUUCAGGUCAACAAUGCUGUUCUUUUAGGGAAUACCCCAAUGUCUCUUUAUGAACCUAAAUGGGCCAUGGUCAUCACCUGGGUUGACCUCAGGCGUUUUGGCACGGAAGAGUUUACUACUGAGACUGACACCUUCCAGGCAGUGCUGACAACAGAUGGCUCUAAAACUUACGUAGUACAGCUCUACCAAGAAAAUUCUAUGUUGUGGGACGCAGACCAAUUAAAUGCUGCUGUGACCCCAGUCAUCGGAUAUCGAACUUCAACCAGCUUCUUCGACCUGCAAACAUCAGAAAGCUACUCCCGCGCCGCGAUGUUCCGGCCAGAUGGUCUAGCUGGUAAUAUACUAAGCGUUGGGUCUUCCCGUAAAGGGCAGUUUGUCUUUCGGUUGGACCAGAAUCCAGACGAUUUUGUCAAUCCUGCAGAGUUCUGUCAGGAUUGGUAUGAUGAUGCCACUACUCUGUCACCAAGUACACGAGGUGUCCUUCCCUGUCCAUGUACACUCCAACAAGCCGCAAGCGAUUUCAGAUUCACAGCUUGCACUCCCUACGUGCCCAUCAACCAAUUCGCAUUUGGCACAUCAUCAGUUGACCCCUAUCCAAGCUACCUAGAGGAUAGUAACCAGUGCUUGCAGCAGGUUUUCCCCUCGUUUGACUUUACUGGCUCCCGCUGCAUCUACAACCACAGUGACAGUUUGGUAGUGGGGUAUGAUUCUAUGUGGGAAAGUAGCCACUUACAGAACAAACUGACCGUUAGUAGAUCACCCUUCAGUUCUUUUUAUCAAGAAUGGAUAUUUGACGAUGUCUUGCCACGUCACUACUGCUGUAGUCAGUCAUCAGAUGCUUACUUCUGUAAUUUGUAUGAGGAGAAACGACCACCUAGGACUUGCAAUGGUUACGUUGCAGUUUCACAAGCUUGGGGCCGAGGUGAUCCUCAUAUUACUACCCUGGACACGUUUGAGUAUAUCUUUAAUGGCUUGGGAGAGUACACGCUGAUAAUGAUUGAUUCUAUUGGCUUCAAGCUCCAGGGUCGGACGGAGAAAGCCUUUGACAAUUCUGGGGCAGAAGUGAACACUGGAACUGUCUUCACAGCAUUUGUAGUUUCACAGGGUGCUACAACGGUUGAAUUUGAUCUGAAUGCAGAGAGGACUGACAUGACCAUCCUGAUUAAUGGCACUAGUUCCAUCGACCCUGCAGACCUGCAGACAUCUGAAUAUAACUCUUCUGAUUCGAUGUUUAACCUUCGUUACAACUCUGUGACUGGAGCUCGAUAUGUAGCCACUUUUAGAGAUAGUACAUCCGGUGAAGACGUGACUGUCAAUGUUGGUAUCAGUCUCCGCAUGUUGGACUUCAUAUUCCAGGCACCGGAGGUUUACAAGGAUGGAUCAACAAGAGGCUUGUAUGGUGUGUGGGAUGGCGAUAUAAACAACGAAGUGACGUUCCCUAACGGUACUAUAUUGCCAAAUCCUGAAAGUAUCUCUGAAGACGACCUAUUCAACUACGGACAAUCAUGGCGCGUCGAUAGUGCUGAUUCGUUGUUCACAUACCAGAGUCCUAAUGUUUGGAAUACAUUCAAUGGGAUUAGUUUCACACCGAUGUUCCUUAGCGAACUCAAUAUGACAGCAGAUCCAGCAUUGAGGGCUGCAGCAAUGGUCGACUGCAGUGGGGAUACUUCCUGCCUGUUUGAUGCCUUGGCUACCAAAGAUGUCUCCAUUGGUACAAACACGAUGAUGAUUGGCAUGUCCAGGGAUCAGCAAGUUAUUGAUCUAGAAAACUACUCUCCUAUUCUGAGCAACUUGACAGAGAUUAACCCCGAUGCAACGUAUCCAGGCAUCAAUGCGAACGGCGUGUUCAACCUUAUUGUUAACCAAUCCUACACAUUCCAGGCUACAGCUAUGGAUAGAAACCCGAAUGAUGUCAUCACGUAUUCUCUUGACGGCAACGUCCCAUCCAGUGCCCAAAUUGAUUCUACCUCUGGUAUAUUUACCUGGACACCAGAAAACGUUGAUCAGGUUCUGAUAGGAAUUCAGGCCAGUGACGGCUCUGUCUCUCGUUAUCUCCAGCUUUUAAUCAUUGUCUGUAAUUGUGAAAACGGUGGAAGUUGUGAUUUCAAUUCCAUGAUGGAAGGCUACAGUCUCAACAAUGACAAAUUUUCGAUUGCCCAAUGCACCUGCGCCAUGGGUUAUGCUGGCUCAUUCUGUCAGGAUGACUUCGAUUCCUGUGAGCUCGACCCCUGUUACCCUGGGGUGACCUGUAUCGAUGAACCCCCUCCCAGCAUCUCCGCAUCGUGUGCUGCCUGCCCCCCGAGCCUCACAGGAACUGGAUUCCAGUGCUGGGAUUUGGACGAGUGUGCCGAAAGUGUCGAUGGAUGUGAUCAGCUGUGCAUUAAUAGCGUCGGCUCAUUUAGUUGCGACUGCAAUAUUGGCUACGAUUUACAACCUGACCUCAAAGCCUGUCAAGAUAUUAACGAAUGUGACCGAGCCACUGAUAUUUGUGAUGAGAAUGCCAAUUGCAUUAACAACAAUGGAUCCUAUACCUGCGAAUGCAACGAUGGAUAUGUCAUACAAGCAGAUAAUAGAACAUGUACCGAUGUUGAUGAGUGCACUGAUUCAGCGCCAUGUGAUGUAAACGCUGAUUGUGGCAAUGUGAUUGGCUCAUACACCUGCACAUGUCGCAGUGGUUACCUAGGUGAUGGCAGAGCAGAAUGCAAAGAUGACAAUGAGUGCUUCAACCCUGAACGAAAUGACUGUUCUGAUUUUGCUUCCUGUGAGAACAAGGAAGGAUACUAUGUGUGCCUUUGUUUGGAAGGAUAUGAGGGUUCUGGUCUGAACUGCACUGAUCGUAAUGAAUGCUUGGAAGGAGUAUCCCAGUGUAGCUUGGAAGCUGCCUGUCAAAACGUCCCAGGAAGUUUCAUGUGCAGCUGUGAUACAGGUUACACAGGAGACGGUAACACCUGCGUAGAUGUUGACGAAUGUGCCGAUUCUUCAUCAAACAAUUGCGAUGUGAACGCUCUCUGCAGCAACUCACUUGGUUCAUUCUCGUGUGCCUGUAAUGCUGGCUAUGAAGGGGAUGGAACCACUUGCACAGAUGUUGACGAGUGCAUGUCAGGUCCUGAUUUCUGUGCUUCAACUGCUACAUGUACUAACAGCCCUGGAUCGUACAUUUGUACUUGCUUUGACGGAUUCAGUGGAGAUGGAUUCGCUUGCACUGACAUUGACGAAUGUGUAGAGCAGAUUGAUAAUUGCAUGCAGAAUUGCAUCAAUCUAUUGGGAUCCUUCAUCUGCUCCUGUAAUCCUGGUUUUGUAUUGGAUGCAGAUGGUGCCACCUGCAACAUUGCUGCUGGAAUGGCCUGUACACCUGCUGAAGACCCCUGUACUGGGGGCGGGACGUGUAUGAAUGCUGCCGGGCUCAUCACAUGUACCUGUCAAAGAGGUUUCGAACCCUCUAGUGCUACCAACUGCCAAGAUAUUGAUGAGUGCGCUGCCAUGACGGAUAACUGUGAUACGUCAGUUGGUGUCUGUACAAAUACACAAGGUGGAUACACCUGUUCCUGUGCAAGGGGGUAUAUGCUGGCAGCGGAUGAAAGGACAUGCUCAAAUAUUAAUGAAUGUGAGACAGGAAAUGACUGUUCACCUGACGCUGUCUGUAAUGACUUACCUGGCACCUUCACCUGUAUCUGCAAUGCAGGAUACAGUGGAAAUGGAAUUACCUGUGCAAAUGAUAAUGAAUGUGACUUGUCGCCUUGUGUGGCGGAUUCUGUAUGUACGGACACUGUUGGCUCGUUCGUUUGCUCAUGUGCGCCUGGUUAUGUUGGUGACCAAGUCAGCGGUUGUAAAGAUAUGGAUGAAUGCAUUGGUAUGCCAUGUGAUGUCAACGGGAACUGUACAAACACCCCCGGAUCAUUCACUUGCACCUGCCUUGCAGGUUUCUCUGGUAACGGUUUUACCUGCCAAGAUAUCUUGGAGUGUAAUGACCCCAACAUUUGCGUAGCCAACAGCGUCUGCAUAGAGCGAGAGGGUUCAUAUACCUGCGACUGUAUUGACGGUUACCGUGGUGAUGGAACAGAAGACUGUGUGGAUGUUGACGAGUGCCUGGGUGAUUCAACCAUCUGCCACCUUCAAGCCACCUGCACCAACACAGAUGGCUCGUACAAUUGCUCCUGCAAUGCAGGAUAUGAGGGAAAUGGAACAUCUUGCUCAAAUAUCAAUGAGUGUGAACGUGGUACCAUUGACUGUGACGUUAACUCCAACUGCACUGACACCGAUGGCUCGUACACCUGCUACUGUAUAGACGGCUAUUUUGAUGCGACCGGAGGCCGUGCUGCAGCAGGGCAGUGUGCCGAUGUGGAUGAGUGUGCUUUGGGAGUAGACGCUUGUGAUGUAAACUCAGUGUGCAUGAACAACAACGGAAGCUACACCUGUGUCUGUAAUGCUGGGUACAUGCAUGUGACCCGGACAACGUGCACAGAUGUCUUGGAGUGCUCACAGACUCCCGGCCCGUGCAACUCUCGAGCAUUUGAGAUCUGCAUUGAACUAGAGGGUGGAUAUGAGUGCGCCUGUCAGUCCAGCACCUACCGAGUUCGUGAUCAAUGCACAAUGGCAACCACCCUGUUUUUGAUAGCAGAAUUCCUGGACAUCCAAGGGUUGGUCGUAGAGUACUAUUACGAUGAAUUGACCAGUGAAACUAAUCGUCAAGGACUUGCUAAUGAUACUAUGGCUGUUCUCAUGGCUUCAUCGACUUUCCCUGAUGUCCUUGAUGUUUCUGUUCAAUCAAUGAGACUGCUAGAAGGUGGCAUGGUCGCUGAGGUUAUAUUUCGUGUGGACAUUCUUAUCACCAACACAGCAACAGAGAAUGACCUAGCCAUGGUGUUUGAUAAUGGUCUCACUGGAACCUACAAUGACAUCCUUGAUCCAGAUAACAGGGUCUAUGUCCAGGCAGAAAUUGAUGUUGAUACUAAUGAAUGCGCUAACACCACUAUAUGUCCGACCAUGUCAAUGUGCAUCAACACUGUUGGAAGCUUCUCCUGUAAGUGCUUUGAAGGAUAUACCUUCACUGAUAACAGCAACGACACAUGUACAGACUUGGAUGAGUGUUCAGCAAACAUCUGUAGCAUGGACUCUAAUUGUACAAACAGCAUUGGAAGCUUCAAUUGUGUGUGUAACAUGGGCUAUACUGGUGAUGGAAUAACCUGCACUGAUAAUGAUGAAUGCGAAAUGGUUAGUACCUGUCAAAGUAACGAAGACUGCAUAAACGUACCUGGUAGCUACAAUUGCUCAUGUGCUAGUGGUUACUCUGGUACUUCACCAAUGUGUCAAGACAUUGAUGAAUGUGUGCAACAGACUGAUCAAUGCUCCCAGAACUGUAUUAACAAUGUCGGGUCCUACGGAUGCAGCUGUAAUUCUGGCUAUGACUUAGAUGCUGAUGGUUUCACCUGCAAUGAUAUCAAUGAAUGUGUAACUGCUAAUGAUUGUGGUAGUAACUCAAUGUGUAACAACACAGUCGGCAGCUACAUAUGCACGUGUAACACGGGGUACAUGGGUGCACCUCCAGGCUCACUGUGUCAAGACAUUGAUGAAUGUGUGCAACAGACUGAUCAAUGCUCCCAGAACUGUAUCAACAAUGUAGGGUCCUACGGAUGCAGCUGCAAGCCUGGCUAUGAAUUAGAUGCUGAUGGUUUCACCUGCAAUGAUAUCAAUGAAUGUGUAACUGCUAAUGAUUGUGGUAGUAACUCGAUGUGUAACAACACAGUCGGCAGCUACAUAUGCACGUGUAACACAGGAUACAUGGGUGCACCUCCAGGAUCACUGUGUCAAGACAUUGAUGAAUGUGUGCAACAAACUGACCGAUGCUCCCAGAACUGUAUCAACAAUGUCGGGUCCUAUGGAUGCAGCUGCAAUCCUGGCUUUGAAUUAGAUGCUGAUGGAUUCACCUGCAAUGUCGCUCCUGGAAUGGAAUGCAAUGCUGUACUUGAUCCUUGCACAGGAGGUGGGAUGUGUAUGAAUGCUACUGGCCUUAUUAAUUGUACCUGCCCAAGAGGGUUCUCCAAGUACAAUGAUACCCAUUGCCAAGAUAUUGAUGAGUGUACUGCCAUGACGGAUAACUGCGACAGGUCAGUUGGAACUUGUAAUAAUUCACCAGGUAGCUACAACUGUUCAUGUACAGAUGGGUAUAUGCUAGCAGCUGAUCAAAGAACAUGCUCAGAUAUCAAUGAAUGUGUAACUGCUAAUGAUUGUGGAAGUAACUCGAUGUGUAACAACACAGUCGGCAGCUACAUAUGCACGUGUAACACAGGAUACAUGGGUUCGCCCCCAGGAUCACUGUGUCAAGAUAUUGAUGAGUGUGCCGGUGGCAGUAAUCCGUGCACUUUGGCUAAUGAGGAGUGUGUGAACACAGAUGGAAGUUACCAAUGUGUGUGUGCUGCAGGCUUCGUGAGGACAAGCGGCUAUUGCCUGACUAGCUCCACCAUCACUGGGUCCAUCACCAUCAACCUGGUAAACGGCAGGAUCGCACCGUACACAGCCUCGCUAUCAGAUCCAACGUCGGAGGAAUACAUGGACUUGGAAGCCCUAGUCUGUGCAGCGUUUCUAAAUGUGAUUAAUGGUUGGGUAAACGCCAGCACGCCAUACCCCAUGUCCUCUUGUGAGGUCACCAGCUUUGCUGCGGGUACAUACCCAGAGACGAUCGUGUCAUAUGUCAUCACCGUGUAUGGGGAGGAUACAGAGGAAGUAGCAAAUUCUACAUCCGAUAUCAUGAGCAACGGAUUCUCUGGCGCUCCUUUAGUUUGGACUGAUGAGAACGGGAACACCGUCCAACUUAUAUCUCUCUUCUUUGAUAAUGCUUCGGAGUGCAUGUUAGGAACAUCGUGUUCAGGAGUAAAUGAAGGUUGUACUGAAUUAGAGCCAGGCUUUGAGUGUUACUGCGCCAAUUCUUCUAGACUAUACGAGGAAAUGUGUUUGUAUUCUACAAGACUGACUGGAAGUUUCCGAUACAAUCGCAUUAACGGUGAUCAAGUGACCUACCGUCCUGAAUUAGCAGACACAGGCUCAGCUGAAUUCACCAAUAUGACUACCAUCACAUGUGAUGUGUUCAUGUACCAGAUAAAUAUAUGGGUGAAUGUCGAUGUGCCGUACACCUUCAUCGAAUGUAACAUCACAGCCUUCCGCCCAGGAAGUAUCAUCGUCGACUUCAUCAUCGAUAUCUACGGCACCUCUCAGAUGGAAGCCAUGAUGAGGGCCCAGGUCGCUAGUGAUAAUGGAUUCCAAGGUUCUCCAAGUAACUGGACAGGGAAUGUUUAUACCAUCUAUGUAGAAGAACUUAUAUAUGAGAACCUGUGUGAGCCAUCUCCGUGUGAAAAUGGAGGGGCAUGCCUGUAUGAUGUCACUUCAAAUACAACAUCUUGUUCAUGUCCGCCUGGCUUUGGUGGACCAGUCUGCGAAAACAAGGUUGCCUGCGAGGGCUAUACUUGCCAGAACGAAGGAGUAUGCCAAGUGGACAUAAUAGGAGAUCCAUAUUGCGAAUGCCCCGCACAGUACACAGGGACGUUUUGUGAAAUUCCAGUUUCCUGUGAGGAGUUGGAUUGCCAAAACAACAGCACUUGCGAAGUUGACAGCAAUGGAGUUGCCUCCUGCACUUGCUUGGAUGGGUAUGAAGGAGUCAGGUGCCAGCUAGAAUCAACUCCUGGUCUCUCAACCGGCGUCAUUGUCGGUAUCGUUUUAGGAGUUGUUGGUUUCGUUCUCCUCGUCAUCGUUCUCUGCUUCUGCUGCAUCAUCGUCUUUGCUGCUCGUCGUCGACGGCAACGCAAGCGAGAGCUCUUGGAGGGAGCAGAGAACUGGGGUUACGGAGGGCGUCGUUAUGCCCCUGCAGUCGCCGUCCCCGCCCAAUCAUCGGCGCCAUCACGUGGCGCAGUGGUGCGCAACGACCCGGCAGAGUUUGCCAGCGAGUCCUCGGACAACUUCUACUACUACCAGAACACCAGAGCUCGACCGUUGGGUGGUGCAGCGCGUCCCUCUGCUCCUCCUGCUAGGCCAAUGUUUAACUUGGAGGAUGAUGACGAUGAUGACACCAUUGAUAGUAGAUUCUCAGGCAUCAUUAGAAACAUGUGGAAUAUGCAUGCCGAUCAGCGACCAGAAGCGUCUUUCGACCCCAGAGAACUUCCUUCCACAAGUAACUUCAUGGCUGGUGGUAUACCCCGUGCUUCUGUACAACCAAGGAAUCUCUAUCCUGAAUACCACAAUGCAGGCUUUGAGAGACCAUAUGUUGCUGAUGGUACAGAGAGCAAUGCAUAUUCCGAGGAGACUGAAGAAUUCAAAACGUACCGUGGAAAAGGUAGAGACAAGUCUCGAGGCCCUAUGGAUCCCUACAAUUAUUUCUAAACAAGCCAUGCUCUCUGACUGCGUGGCCAUCUGGCUGAAUCAGCCGAAGUCUUCCACAAAUACUUUAUUUAUAUUAUUUUUAUAUGAUGUUAAAAUGAAAUGUAAUACCAAAGUAUUACCAUACAAACUAUAAACAAAAUUUUCCUUUGCCAAGGACAUUUUCUGCUUUAGGGGUAUUAUUAGACUCCAAAUGUUUUGAACCAAGUAGAAAUCGUCAUGGGAAUUAGCAUUACAAGGAAGAUUAAUGUUGGCUUGUAGGUUGUUAUUUAUCUUUUAUGGUGCCACAAGAUUAGUGUUUUAUUGUAUCUGUUACGACCAGGGUCAAUGAGUGAGCAUAUGCUUUAUUGAGUCUCUACAUGUUAAAUGUGGUUUCAUUUUUUUUAAAUACUAUUAUACAGAAAGUGUCAGCAAGUUCUAUCAGUACUUUUUAUGUGUCAUUGUUAUUGUCAUGGUGAAUAACUGCUGCUAUGAUAGCUGUUUUGAAGACUGCAUUAGUUUAAUUUCCUUUGUAUAUUUCAACUGUAAUAGUAAAACAGUUAACAGUAACAAAAAAAAAAAAAAACAAAACAAAAAAUUAUUAUUUUUUUGUAAUUGUAUGAUGCAGAGGUAUUUGUAUUGCAAUGUGCAAAUGAACAUGUAAAGAAUUAAUUUGAAAUUGAUGUCAUAUAUCACCUAAUGGUCUAAAUCAUAUAACUUUGAAUAUAAACCUCCCUCAAACAGUUUUAUUGUAGUUUUUAAAUUACCCUUCUUCACCCCUCCCCGUCUCUCUCUCUCUCUCUCUCUCUCUCUCUCUCUCUCUCUUGAAGUAUGCAUAGAUCUCUUCAAAUUUGUGAAUUAAAAAAAAAUGUAAGCAUUUAGUAGGCUAUAACCCCUCCCUACCUGCCAAGGAACUUGCUUAGUCUAAUAAUGUACUUGUCUCCUGUUUGUUCUAAAUGUUAACUCCCUUCACUUUUCCUAUGGAUUUCCUUGAUGCAGUCACUUAAAAAAUAAUAUCUUCGCCUGAAUUAUUGCUAUUAGGCCUAUCUUGAAUCCACUACAUUUUGAAGUAGCUUGUGUAGUAUAUGAGUAAAUGUGUAAAUGUGUAUAUGAAUAUUAAGGGUGUGUGUAUGUGUGUGUGUAUAUAUAUAUACAUAUAUGUAGGUUUUAUUUUUGUUUACAGGGUAUUCCUGUGCUGUCAAUAUUUCAUUCAUAUUAAAACAUAAUAUAUGCAGAUGUUUUUAGAGAGAUUAACAAGAUUUUACAUCCUUAAAUUUGUCAUCUUUGGCUUCCGUACUCGAUUACAAAAUGUCUUCCUUCAUCUUUGUUCUUAUGAUAUGUAUGCAUCGUGAAUGCAAUAUGAAUGUAGCAAGAGAAGCCAAUAUACUUCUUUUUUAAAUUUAAUAUACAAUGCUUUUAUGUAAUAUACCAAAUGAUACUCCAUGUGUGUGAUUAUAACAAAGAAGCAUAAUGUUCAUUAAAUCAUCAAACUAAAGAUAUAUAGUCAUGUUAAAAAUGGUCACGACCCUCUUGCAAGUUCUUGAAUUUUCUGCUAGACUAUUUUAAUUCAUUUUCGAGUAAAAAAAGAAUUUUACUACAAAUUUGUCAUAUGUAAUAAAAGAAUGUAUUUGUAUAUGAUUAGUAGCAAGGCUCAAAUAUGCCUUGUCCACUUUUAACAAGUUAUUUAUAGAUGAUAGGGAUUUUAUUUGGUCUUUUUAAAUAUCUUGUAUUAUAUGCCAACGUGUCUCUUAAUUAAGCAUGUGAAUUUAAUAGUCUAGAGAUGUGAAAAUGGAGAUUUAGGAACUGUCUGUUGUACAAUUUACCUUUUCUGUGACACUAUAAUUCUGGUACCAAAUUUAUGAUUUGAUGAUAUCUGGUUUAUGUUAAUAACUAUAUCCACCUUGAUAGAGAAUGUUGUAUUAUGCAAAUCAAUUAUAAUGCCUUGAAUGUGAAUAACCCAAAAAACGGCCUAAAAAUGGUAUUGAAAUACAAUUAAAAGGAAAGUUUAAUGAUAUGACUGGGAUAUGCAAACAAAAUUACUGUGUUAUGCCCCCUUGACAGUGGAAUAUACUUCAUUACCCUUACAUGGCGGUUGUGCCAUUUUUUUUAUUUUUUUUAUUUUUUUUUUUGGGGGGGGGGGGGGAGGAGGAUGAGGAGGGGAGGCGGGUAUACCACUAGAAACCCAGUACCUUCACAGUCUUGGAUGAUUUGAGAGGUUGUGCAUUACCAUCAUUAGCUUCAAGCCUAGAUACGUUCCUUGCUUGAAGAUACACUGUUCUAAUAUUCAACAAGGUAGUGGGAUUCUUUAGGUAUCUGAAUUCUAAAAAAAAUACUUCCAAUACCCAUGGAUAUGCAAAUUAUAGACAAUGAUGAUACACACUCUACAUAGAUCAACAUUGCUACUUGGAUGGUAUAGUUGAUACUUUUCUCUUAUAUAUGAGAAAUUUUUAUUUAAUCUCUUUGGGGCAUAUAUUUAUAUAUAUAUAUCAAAAAUUGUUUGCUGCUUUUGCAAAUGUUGAUAUCAUUUUCAUUAUUCUUGUUAUUAUUAUUAUUUUCAUUGUUGAUGUUUUUGUUAUUGUUAUUGAUAUUAUUUAUUAUAUUAUUGUUAACAAUGUUAUCACCACUUUUUCUUCAGUGAUAAAAAUGAUGCAUGUAAUUAUAUACAAAUCUAAUGUAGCUAUAGUUUUUUAGUAUUAUAUCAAUUUGAAUGAAUAAUAAUAGACUUCUGCUUCAUUGAAAAAAAUUCUUUUUGUAAUGGUAUUGUACCUUCAUAAUUCCAUAGAUAUGCUUUCAGUUGCUUUGGCAACAUAUAUUUUUCAUGUUCUGGUCAAAGUCAUUUUUUUAUACUUAAUUGUUAUACAUAAUAUACAUUGGUCUGAUUGCGUGGAAGAGCGGCAAUACAAUGUUAUUUUACCUUUUCCAUUAAUCUGUCAACUCUCUUUGCACAGACCAGUAGUAUUUUGACCCAUUUUUUAUUUUUACAUCAAGAUAUUUUUUUAUUGCUAUGUAGUAAUCUACCCUACUAAUACCUCAUUGAUUUUAUAUGAAAUUAAGUCGGAUUUAUCAAUAAAAUAACGUGGGAUUAAA
Molecule: messenger RNA, 15477 nt
Organism: Strongylocentrotus purpuratus (purple sea urchin)
Lineage: Eukaryota; Metazoa; Echinodermata; Echinoidea; Camarodonta; Strongylocentrotidae
Exons: 77
Coding region: 331-12414 (4027 amino acids)
Biological process (GO): cell-matrix adhesion
Cellular component (GO): membrane
Molecular function (GO): protein binding; calcium ion binding
Source: RefSeq, a predicted model, not a curated record